AUGUAUGCACAUCCAAGUGGUAGCGUCCGCUACGGGAGCCUGAAGGAGACUUGGAGGCAUCUGGGCCGCGCUCCUUGGGUCGUUGGGAGUCGCCGCUGCCGCCACUGCCCGCACUCCAUGAGGAAAAUGCUCGCCGCCGUCUCCCGCGUGUUGUCGGGCGUCGCCCAGAAGCCGGCAAGCAGAGUGCUGGUGGCAUCCCGUAAUUUUGCAAAUGAUGCUACAUUUGAAAUUAAGAAAUGUGAUCUUCACCGGCUGGAAGAGGGCCCUCCUGUCACUACAGUGCUCACCAGGGAGGAUGGGCUCAAAUACUACAGGAUGAUGCAGACUGUUCGUCGAAUGGAGUUAAAAGCAGAUCAGCUAUAUAAACAGAAAAUAAUUCGUGGUUUCUGUCACUUGUGUGAUGGUCAGGAAGCUUGUUGUGUGGGCCUGGAGGCCGGCAUAAACCCCACAGACCAUCUGAUCACAGCGUAUCGGGCUCAUGGCUUUACGUUUACUCGUGGGCUUUCUGUCCGAGCAAUUCUCGCAGAGCUUACAGGACGAAGAGGAGGUUGUGCUAAAGGAAAAGGAGGAUCGAUGCAUAUGUACGCCAAGAACUUCUACGGGGGCAAUGGCAUUGUGGGAGCUCAGGUGCCCCUGGGAGCUGGGAUUGCUCUGGCCUGUAAGUAUAACGGAAAAGAUGAAAUCUGUUUGACUUUGUAUGGUGAUGGCGCUGCUAAUCAGGGUCAGAUAUUCGAAGCUUACAAUAUGGCAGCUUUGUGGAAAUUGCCUUGUAUUUUCAUCUGUGAGAAUAACCGCUAUGGGAUGGGAACAUCGGUGGAGAGAGCAGCAGCCAGCACUGAUUACUACAAGAGAGGCGACUUCAUUCCUGGGCUGAGGGUAGAUGGAAUGGAUAUCCUGUGUGUCCGGGAGGCCACAAGGUUUGCAGCUGCCUAUUGUAGAUCUGGAAAGGGGCCCAUACUGAUGGAGCUGCAGACUUACCGUUACCAUGGACACAGCAUGAGUGAUCCUGGAGUCAGUUACCGUACACGAGAAGAAAUUCAGGAAGUUAGAAGUAAGAGUGACCCUAUCAUGCUUCUCAAGGAUAGGAUGGUGAACAGCAAUCUUGCCAGUGUUGAAGAACUAAAGGAAAUUGAUGUUGAAGUGAGGAAAGAAAUUGAGGAUGCUGCCCAGUUUGCUACAGCUGAUCCUGAACCACCUUUGGAAGAACUCGGCUAUCACAUCUACUGCAGCGAUCCGCCUUUUGAAGUCCGGGGUGCAAACCAGUGGAUCAAGUUUAAGUCCAUCAGUUAAUGCGAGAUGGUUACACGUUCAGUGGGCUAUUCGGCAGCAACUGUAAGGAAUGCUUUGGGUUCUCAACUUUGUUAAGGAGGAAAAAAACCCAUAGAAAGAAAGUGUAGAUUUAGAUAGAUAGAUAGAUAGAUAGUGUAAUUGCAUGUGGUUUGUACAGUGUUGUGUUAAAAGGUAUAACGUCUUUUAAUGUUAAAUCUUAAGGAUAGUAUGGAUCUUAUAAAGGUUAUUUUAGUUAUGUAGGUCUAAAAUAGGUAAUAAGAUUUUGCUUAACCCUCCUUCAAAUUAAUUCUUUAAAAUAAUUCUAUUUGGUUUAGUUGUAUACUAGUUUAACAAAUACUUUUUUAGUUACUAAAAGGAAAAACAAUUCCUUAUAUGCCUGUCCAACUGCCACCUUUUUGUGGGGCGAUCAUUGUCCUGUCCCUCCCAGUGCCCAACAGCUUACCUGGUGUACCCUAACGUGCACACACGCCCCCAUUUGUGUGCAUGUCGGUGCUGAAGCCUGUUCACACUGAACCAUCAUUUCUCCUUAAUAAAACACAAUAUUUAUUACAACCAGGCAGGGGUGGAAGGACAAUUCGAUUUUUAAAUAAGACUACUUCAUUUUAAAGGCCAAAUAACUUAGUUUUCUCCAUUUAUGCAUUCAGUAUAAAUAUGAAGCUAUUUUCUUAAUAGUUUUCUAUUUACAUGCAUAUCAAACAUUAAAUACAAGGCAUAUUCUUAUCAAUUUUAUCUUUUUUGAAUUUUAAGUGCAAUUCCAGUUAAUAGUAAUGUAUGGAAUGUAUAACCUAAAACAGUGAUUCCCAGCCUUUUUGUUAUUUUAAACACCUGUUGUUUCACCUUUCCAGCAAAUAUUUUUCCAUUGAAGUAAAUUAAACUAAAAUUCAUUUUUAAGGAUUCCCUAAUACUCUGGGAUGUCAAGACCAGGUUUUACAAUCACUCUUUUCACAAUACAUACAAGUUCUACUCACCUUGAAAACAUGUUGAUAAAUAAAAGGUUAAAAUUUUUUCCACAAUUCUUUAAAACUUCAAGUUCUUAAAUUGUUCAUUGAACAAGUGGUGUUUCCCUUGUGUAAAUGCAGCAGAAUUCGUGUGUAUGUUAACAGAAGCUUUAACAACAAAGACGUCAGCUCUUUGCUCCCUCUGUCCCCUGGCUUAGCUGAUUGAUUAAGCCUCAUCUUGGGUUGCCGGGGCCCCCUGAGCCUGUCUUCUGUACUGGGAGACUGCAGUCCAGAGCCUGCAGAGGAGACCACCACUACGAAACAAACAGGAGUCUUCUUUAGAGUCGUAAGAGAAGAUAACUUCAAAGCAACACAGCAAAAUACUUCUUUAGGAGCCCUUAUGGCAAAAGCUAUAGUAUAUAUACUUCCAGACUUGUCUAGAUUUGCUGUCUAGUCUUAAAAAUGCAGUCCCUAACUUAAAAACUUAACUAAAAUAGCAAUAUGUUCUCGUCACACAUAGGAAUAUGUUCUCGUCACAUAUGGAGGUGACACUUGUGCCUUAGCAGGAGUGGGACAUGGCCUGAGAGGUAUUGUACAGGAGUGCUGGUGCAUCUGUGCAGAGCAGGCUAUUUAAGAUGACAUGGGGAUGAAAAUGCAGGGUGCAAGUUAAAGAAAGAAGGGUUUGGGUGUAGCCCACUGGCAUCUCAUGUCUCUCUUCACUCCACUCCCAGCCAGGCCUGUCUCUUGACUUUUCCUACUGGGCCUUUAGCUUCUGCCCCCUCUCAGCUUUUCCCCAACUUUAACCUUGGAAAACUCCAGAGUUUGGAGUGAGGUUGGUAGUUUUUUUCCUGACUAAGCCAUAGAAAAGGGAGUUAACGUUAACGAAGGGGGGAAAGUUACCAGCACUUUGUUUUCUACUGCUUUACUUAAAAGCCUAAUUACACCAAAAAAGUCAUUUUCUGUUCCACAAAGUGUUUGUUUUGAGGCUAUUCUUACCGUAGUCUAAGGUACCUUAGGUCUUCCUUAGUGAUAUCAUUAAGAAUAUCAGAAAGUGUAUAACCUUCUUCAAGAAUCUGAAACAAAGAUCAAAUACAUUAAGAGCUAAGCAGCUCUGUAAUGAUAGCACAGGAAUGGUUUGUUUGGUUAUAAGUUUACCUUUUCAAUUGUUUUCAUAUCCGCUCCUUGCAGUUGCAACCAAUCGACAAGCUCUUUAUCUGUUCUCUGCCCAUAAGACCGAGGAGGGGACGCUGAGUUCUCUGUAAUCUCUGUAAUGAUUAGAAAUUUAUGUUGUAUACUGAUUGUAACAGCAAAACUCUUCAAGUAACAAGUUGGAUGAAAUAAACUAUUCCAGAAUGUGA
Molecule: messenger RNA, 3586 nt
Organism: Eubalaena glacialis (North Atlantic right whale)
Lineage: Eukaryota; Metazoa; Chordata; Mammalia; Artiodactyla; Balaenidae
Gene: PDHA1
Product: pyruvate dehydrogenase E1 subunit alpha 1
Exons: 12
Coding region: 1-1290 (429 amino acids)
Biological process (GO): pyruvate decarboxylation to acetyl-CoA
Cellular component (GO): intracellular membrane-bounded organelle
Molecular function (GO): pyruvate dehydrogenase (acetyl-transferring) activity
Source: RefSeq, a predicted model, not a curated record